AUGUCUCAGACGCGAAAAGCCGAGUCCAAACGAUUUCAAUUGAACAUGGUUGGAAUUCAGGAGGGGGAGCCGCGAGGGGAAGGAAACACCGGAGAUCCCUUGCAAAAGGGGGGCACCCUCAAAGAACGAAAACUGAAAGGACGAAAAAGAGAAGAAGAAGAGAAAAAAGGAAGGGAGAAGGGGAAGCCCAGAGAGUUGUGA
Penicillium nucicola is the source of this 201-nucleotide messenger RNA. RefSeq lists its product as uncharacterized. Bases 1 to 201 code for a protein of 66 amino acids. Lineage: Eukaryota; Fungi; Ascomycota; Eurotiomycetes; Eurotiales; Aspergillaceae. The record is from RefSeq and is a predicted model, not a curated record. The transcript has a single exon.